Dunckerocampus dactyliophorus (ringed pipefish) is the source of this 4096-nucleotide messenger RNA. RefSeq names its product SNF related kinase b (gene snrkb). The transcript is spliced from 5 exons. Gene Ontology annotation, molecular function: protein serine/threonine kinase activity; tau-protein kinase activity; ATP binding. Gene Ontology annotation, cellular component: cytoplasm. NCBI's taxonomy places the organism in Eukaryota, Metazoa, Chordata, Actinopteri, Syngnathiformes, Syngnathidae. Gene Ontology annotation, biological process: protein phosphorylation; microtubule cytoskeleton organization; intracellular signal transduction. The coding region runs from base 302 to 2074 and encodes 590 amino acids. The record is from RefSeq and is a predicted model, not a curated record.
GCACGCGCGUGAUGUGUACGCGCCGAUCUAGCGCGCGCGCUCUCUCGGUCAUUCGCGUUCCAGUCCAGCGAGGAGAGAAGCGUGCACGCGAAGGGAACAUGGAGCUGAGUGAGGAAAGCAGAGGAAGCAUCGACAUUGUUGCGUUAAGUUCGCGGUCUUAAACGUCGCGGGAUGUUAGGGUAGCUCCCCUGCAGUAAGAAGGAUUUUUACCCAGCAGCCCUUCUUCCUUCUUCCCCAAAACGUUACUCAUCCCUACUCCUGCAGUUUCCAUACAUUUUUAAACUUUUUUUUUUAUAUCAACAUGGACUGCGGAGAACACAUCUCGGCUCAAGACGAAAGUUUUAAAUCAGGCCGCUUGAAUCUUAGCGGGCUGUACCAUGUGGGUCGGACCUUGGGCAGGGGUCACUAUGCGGUGGUCAAACUGGCUCGCCAUGUCAACACGGGGCAGCUGGUUGCUAUCAAGAUGAUUGAUAAGACCAAACUUGACAUCAUGGCAACCAGCCAUCUCUUACAGGAAGUCAGAUGUAUGAGGCGGGUGCAGCAUCCCAAUGUGGUUCGCCUCUACGAGGUCAUCGACACACCCACCACCCUUUAUCUGGUCAUGGAGCUGGCUGAGGGGGGCGACCUGUACGAUUACAUUCUUCGCCAUGAGAGGGGCGUUGCUGAGGCCACUGCCAAACGUCAUUUUGCCCAGAUUUUGCGCGCUGUGGCGUAUUGCCACGAACUCCACGUGGUGCACCGAGACCUUAAACCGGAGAAUGUGGUGUUUUUUCCCCAGCAGGGGGCAGUGAAACUAACAGACUUUGGCUUCAGUAACUUAUUCCAACCUGGGACAAUGUUGGCCACCAGCUGUGGAUCCCUGGCAUAUUCCGCACCUGAGAUUCUGUUGGGAGAACAGUAUGACGCGCCGGCUGUGGAUAUCUGGUCUCUUGGAGUCAUCUUGUAUAUGUUAGUGUGUGGGGUUCCUCCCUUCCAAGAAACCAACGACAGUGAGACUCUGGUGAUGAUUCUGGAUUGUCGCUACUCCAUCCCCGACCACAUCUCAAGCGACUGCAGAGAUCUGAUCUCCAGGAUGCUCCAGAAGGAUCCAUCACACCGAGCAUCGCUGCAGGAGAUUGAGGCUCAUCACUGGUUACAGGGGAUGGAAAAUGUCCUGCUCAGUCCGGAGGCCCCUCCUCAUUGGCUGUCGGGGGCCCUCUCGCUGAGCACACCACGAUCAAGGGUGGUCGAGUGUGGUGACCUGCUCGCUGCGAAGCCUCAAUCUUUACCUGCACCACGGCAGCCCAACCUCAGCUACUCCCCGUGCCCGCCUCCUGCUGAGGAGCCGCGUGUCACCAAGAACCUCCCUGCUCUUCUGCAGAUCUGUGAGGAGGAGGAGGAAGAAGAAGAAGAGGAAGAGGAGAGCACUUUAGCCAAAGAAUAUGAAGGUUUGUUGUCUUUGUCAGUGACUGAGCCAGAGAGAGAAAGCAAGGACGGAGCAGACGAUGAAGAUGGCAGAGAAGCCGAAACGACAGAAGAGCAGGGAAAUCCAGCAGAGAUGUUGGAGACAGAGGAGGAUGGAACAGAGAUGGAGAUAGAACACACACAUAGUGGAUGUGUGAUCUCAGACCAACCAGUUGGUCACAUAGACAAUUUAGUGAGUCAGGCUCCUGAGAUCCCCCCUUCAUCUGAGCCUGGUUUGAGGGUGCCAUGCUGUCAGGGGUGGACAGAGUCCACCAGCCCAGAGAGAGACCACAACGAGGAAAGGGAACCCAACAACAACUUCAACAAACCUGCUCCAUCUGUGACGCUCAAACAACAAAAGACAAGCCGUGGAGGGAAGAAGAACCAAAGGACGGACACAAAUUUGAGGGAGGACUUGGUAACAGACAGAUCUCAGUCCCACAACGCACCAGGGUGCUGGGACGAGGCCGCCACGAGGAUGGACCCUGCAGGGAAACGGCACAGCAUCAAGCUACGUGAGCGACUCUUCCAGCUGCCGCUGUGUGAGAAAGCGCUGGCCUUCAACAUACCGACCAACAACAAAGCCAAGAUCCUCCCUCUGGCUCAGUACAACUGUUGCCAUGUGCUCUAAAUAACUUGGGACACAAACACACACACGCACGCCCGCACGCACACAGGCUGUGUGAGCUCCCAGCUGACUGAGCAGAGACACAGAGGCCUUCAGCACGCAAACACUAAAGCGCACAGGACACACACUUGUGCAGCAAACACCCACGUUAAGCUACAGUUAGUGUAGAGCACAGUCGCUUCAGUGUAGUCCAUCACCCACUUUGCUGCUUUGUGAGGGAACAACCACACAAUGACUGAAAGACUGUAGCAACCUCGCUGUACCUGCACUGAAGAAGGGAAGAUUGUCCCAAUGAGGUGCCUACAAGGAUGAAAGCUUCAGUGUCUAUGUGAUGUAAAACUCCAAAAAAGCACUUGUUUCUUCUUCUUCUUUCUUUUGCACAAGCCGCUUCUCUAGUUACAAAGCUCUUAAAAUAAGCUGAGAGACUGUUACAAUAUGUUAUGAUAUACUAUAUUCAUAUACUAUAAUAUGCCUCAGACUGAGAUGAUUGUAUCAUUCUCUGUCCUCUUCAUGUUCCAUCCAGUGACCCCUUUGCUCCAGCAGUUGCGUUCUAAGUGGAAUGCUGAAUUAGUUUGGACAACACUGUUUUACACGUGCAGAUGUGUCACUUACCAUUAUGGGAACCAUGUGACUUUGUGCAUGCUGUUACUGUUACGUACCACCAUAUACCUCCACGAUGUGUCUUGCAGGGCACCGCUGUUGUCCUCUUGUCACCUUGAUUGCACACAGUACAGUAUCUCGGAGGCUGGUAGCGUCCUACUGCUACCCUUUGUUACGUACUGUAUUGACAGAGGAGUCACUCCAUGUGGAUUUUUGUUUAGAUUGUGUUUUCUGUCUAUUCACAUCCAUUCAUGUCUUAUUUGAAGGUCAGAUAGUAAAUGUAGAUAUACUUUGUACAGUGAUAAGGACUGCAGAACAGCUUACUUUAUUACUGUAGUUUCAUGCCCAAAAUUGGUAUCUGAUCUGGGAUCAUAUUAGAGAAAGGGUGAAAUCUGAUUAUUGCUCAUACUUAAGCAGCACUGUAUGCAUAUAAUCUGUGCCAAGGACAGAUUGAAAGAAAGCUGUUAUUUCCACGUAGUUGCAGCCUGCCUCUCCCUGGUGUGUUGUGUCUACUGCUUUGGAAUUAUAGGACCUCGUCUCCCUGGGGCCAUUAACUUAUUUUUCUGUAUUUAUUUAUUAAAAUGGAUUAAAUCAAUGUAAAGGAUGUGUACUUUGUCAUUUUUCAAGGCAGGAUUCGCUUAGGAAAAAAAAGCUAGAAAUUGUCAUCAGCAGCUUAUUGUGACUUUAUUGUGAUACAACCAGACAACUGCUCUUUACAUCUUCAUUUAAACGUUACAUGCGGGACACUUCGUGUAAACAGUGCCUCCUGGUGGCCUCUAUUAUAAAUACACAUUGAGUUGCCACCGUUAUACUAUACUGUAAGCAUGAUAGUCUGCUAGCACUUAGGGUCAACAGUAAAAAUGUACAUCAAGGUAGAUUUUUGGUAACACUGCAGAGUCACGCAGUCACUAGAGCAGGGGUGAGCAUUUGAAUCCGGCCCGCCAGUUGCUUCCAAAGUAUUUAUAUCCAAAGCCACUGCACAUCCUUUAUUCAUGUACAUUCCGGUUGUCUUAUUCAGUAAAAAAAAAAAAAGAUGUUUAAAGUACUCCUGUAAAAAGGGACACAAGCACAUGACACAUGUAUGACACUUUUACAUAUAAAAUAAGACAAAUCCUUCCACGUGGACUGUUUUAUUAUAAAAUAUACUGAAUUAUAAACUUAAAUUACUGUGCGUUUAUCAAAUAUACACUAUGCCCCCCCGCCCCGGGCCAAUUUUGUUAACUCAAUGCGGCCCGCGAGUCAGAAACUUUGCCCACCCCUGCACUAGAGGCACGAUUUUUGCGUGUGUGCUGUACACGCAAAAAUAGCUCAUGUACGAAAGCAUAAGCACGUGUGUUUGUUGAGGGGAGGGUUCCCUCUUUGCUCGCAACACAAACACGGUCAGUGCCGUCCCAAACCCCGACCAUCAGAGCUUUCUUUUUUAUG